UUUCCAUGCCGCGCUAGUUCAUGCUUCCCGGUUGAGUUGUGGACCAUGCUGUAGAUUGUUGAGACGUGUUUGUCUAUGAAUGUAUGUUCACUUGCUCGCACCUUGAUCUUGUCCUCACAGCUCUCUCUUCAUAAUCCAGUGAGAAUCAGAGGCAUGUGUAAGGAGCCGAAGACCUCAGUGCUGCGCUUAUUACCGCCGGCGCAGGGCAGACACACGCCAGAUAGAACACAAAUCCUCCAGUCUACACUACAGGCUCUAAAAGAAGGCAAGGUCAUUGCUGUUCCCACUGACACGAUCUAUGGCCUGGCUUGCCUGGCUCAGAAUUCAGAAGCUAUCAAGAGGGUGUAUGAUAUCAAGGGCAGAAAUGGCAAUAAGCCUUUAGCCAUUUGUGUUGGAGAAGUACAAGACAUAUACAAGUAUUGUAAAGUGACUGUAAAAAAAGAGCUGCUGAAUGAUCUCCUUCCUGGACCAGUCACUCUAGUUCUUGAAAGGUCUGAAACACUAAAUGCAGACCUCAAUCCAUUUACUAAGCUUGUCGGUGUCCGCAUCCCAGACCACCACUUCAUGAGACGCUUGUGUCAGCUGUGUGAUGAGCCACUUGCUCUAACCAGUGCAAAUAUCAGUACACAGUCCAGCACUCUUGAAGUUAAUGAGUUUGAGGAUCUGUGGCCAAAACUAGCCAUUGUAGUGGACGGUGGCCCAAUAGCAGAUCAAAGUCGACUGGGCUCAACAGUUGUGGACCUCUCAGUGCCUGGCAGAUAUCGCAUUAUAAGACCUGGCUGUGCCUGUUUAGCCACAGUUGCUAUACUUGAGAAGAAAUAUGCGUUACUGGAGGAUUCUUCCAAUUAAUAAACAUGAAGUGAUCUACUAUUAUCCCGCUAAAACGCACAAACAACUUUCUGGAUUUUAAUUUAUUUGUUAGCUAAAUAUAUGUAUGGUUAGAAUAGUCUUGUUUAUGUGAUAUCUUUCUCUUGUCUGAUUUUUUUUACAGUUUAAGGGUGACAUUUUGGGUCUCAAACAAUUUAUUAGCUUGGAAUAUAGUGAUCAUUUUCUCAGACUUCAAAUACAGGUCACUGAACACUCAGUUAAACACUUAACAGUAAAGUGCUAAUUUUAAAAUUGGGAAAUGUUUUACUUAAUGUUUUUUUUUCCUUUUGACUUAUUUGAACUUUUUAUUGUUACUUUCAAUGGUUAGUGGAUUUAUAUCUUGAAGAUGCAAAUACAGGUUUAUUUUAAAGUUGAUGGUACAGUUAUCGUUGUACUAAGUUGCACUGAGGACCAAAGAUGAUUCAAUAAUUCUGUGCAUUAUAUUGAAAAUGAUCUUUGGUGCCAUUUCACAAUAUAAAUGAAAAUGAAUACAAAUAAAAUCAUAUUUUUUAUGUAUGUA
Molecule: messenger RNA, 1387 nt
Organism: Hemibagrus wyckioides
Lineage: Eukaryota; Metazoa; Chordata; Actinopteri; Siluriformes; Bagridae
Gene: yrdc
Product: yrdC N(6)-threonylcarbamoyltransferase domain containing
Exons: 6
Coding region: 76-849 (257 amino acids)
Biological process (GO): regulation of translational fidelity
Cellular component (GO): cytoplasm
Molecular function (GO): nucleotidyltransferase activity; double-stranded RNA binding; tRNA binding
Source: RefSeq, a predicted model, not a curated record